Molecule: messenger RNA, 1413 nt
Organism: Vicia villosa (hairy vetch)
Lineage: Eukaryota; Viridiplantae; Streptophyta; Magnoliopsida; Fabales; Fabaceae
Exons: 2
Coding region: 1-1413 (470 amino acids)
Biological process (GO): DNA repair; telomere maintenance
Molecular function (GO): DNA helicase activity
Source: RefSeq, a predicted model, not a curated record
AUGGAAGCAGUGUCCAAAAGGAAAUGUGGUGUCUUUUUUUUAUACGGUUACGGUGGAACUGGAAAGACAUUCAUGUGGAACACACUUUCAGCAGCUUUGCGUUCUAAUCGGGAAAUAGUUUUGAAUGUCGCAUCUAGCGGAAUCGCAAGUCUACUUUUGCUUGGAGGGAGAACUGCACAUUCAAGAUUCAAAAUACCUGUUCCAUGCUUAGAAUCAUCAAUUUGUAACAUUGACAAAAAAUCAGACCUAGCUGGAUUGUUGCAAAUAACUAAUCUUAUCAUUUGGGAUGAAGCUCCUAUGGCUAGCAAAUUUUGUUUCGAAGCUAUUGACAAGUCUUUGAAAGAUAUCAUGGGUCAUGACAAGGUUGCUUCUAAGACAAUUUUUGGAGGAAAGGUUGUGGUCUUUGGUGGUGAUUUCAGACAAAUUCUACCUGUUGUUCCUAGAGGAACCCGGUCUGACAUUGUUCAUUCAACAAUAAAUGCGUCAUAUAUUUGGGAUCAUUGCAAAGUUCUAACGCUCACAAAAAAUAUGCGUUUGGUAUCUGGGACAAAUUCAACAAAUGCAGAUGAAAUAGACCGCUUUUCUAAGUGGAUAUUACAAGUUGGAGAUGGAAAGAUAUCUGAACCAAAUGAUGGAUAUGCUGAAAUUUGUAUUCCACCUGAGUUACUUCUAACAGAUUAUGUAAACCCAAUUGAGAAGAUUGUUACAAGUACCUAUCCGAAUAUCCUUGAUAAUUACACAAAUUCAACUUUCCUUCAAAGUAGAGCAAUAUUAGCUUCAACCAUCGAAGUUGUGGAUGAAAUCAAUGAUUACCUAAUAAAUCUUCUACCAGGUGAUGCAAAGGAAUUUUUAAGUAGUGACUCAAUUGACAGGGCCGAAGCUAAUGACAAUGAUGGUUUUGAGCAUUUGACACCUGAAUUUUUAAGUUGUUUGAAAUGUUCUGGUUUGCCAAAUCAUUCAUUGAAGCUAAAAGUUGGUACUUGUGUGAUGUUGAUAAGGAAUUUGGAUCAAUGUGAAGGUCUUUGCAAUGGUACAAGAUUAACGGUAACUAGACUUGCAAAUCAUGUCAUCGAAGCCAAGAUUAUAUCAGGUACCCAUAUUGGAAAUACUAUUUACAUCCCAAGAAUGUCUUUAUCUCCUUCUCAAUCACCUUGGCCAUUCAAACUCAUUCGAAGACAGUUCCCCAUCAUUGUUUCAUUUGCUAUGACCAUAAAUAAAUCUCAAGGCCAAUCGUUAGACUAUGUUGGUCUAUAUUUGCCUAAAGAUGUCUUUAGUCACGGUCAACUAUAUGUGGCUAUGUCAAGAGUGAAGAGCAAAAAUGGGUUGAAAAUCUUGAUUCACGACAAAGACAAGAAACCAUUAUCUCAAACAACUAAUGUGGUCUUCAAAGAAGUGUUUCAUAAUGUUGUAUAG